AUGGCAUCGAGAAGACCAACAGAAGAAGACAGCAAGGUUGACCAAGGCUCUGUUGGCCAGGAGCCGUCCGCUUCCAACACAACUGAACGCAUCCAGAUCUGGUCUCCCAGCAUCCGGCACUGGCGCUUCGACACCGCGGUCAUAGCCCCUGGUUCAGCAUGUAACAUCAUCACCUUCCCAAAGUUGACAGCCCUCCUGGGUCCUCACGUAGAGUACUCGAAAGCCGGAGAUAACAAUCCGCAUCAGCAUCCAGGUUUCCGUGGCAUGAUAUCCCUGCGAAUUGAACAUACAGGGUAUGAAUGGGGCAGCAACCACGAAUUCUGCAUCUUGCAGGACAACGCCCCACCCAUCGUCAUGAGAAAGUCGUCGAAGCCGGACAAUAGGGAACCAUUGGUUCUCCCCAUGGGCAAUUGGGCUGCCAGUUCCAAAGCAGACAAAAAGCGUCGGCAAGAGAACCGCGAAAAGGCUAAGAAGAGGGAAGGACAGAAAAGCAAAGACAAAGACAAAAAAGAAGAGUAUGACAAGGAUGAAGAAGGGAGAGAACAGUUGGAUAAAGCAGCUCAAAAGACUUGA
This is a messenger RNA of Cladophialophora bantiana CBS 173.52, 573 nucleotides long. RefSeq lists its product as uncharacterized. Bases 1 to 573 code for a protein of 190 amino acids. The record is from RefSeq and is a predicted model, not a curated record. Lineage: Eukaryota; Fungi; Ascomycota; Eurotiomycetes; Chaetothyriales; Herpotrichiellaceae. The transcript is spliced from 2 exons.